ACCACAUAUUACCAACAUGAUACAUAUCGACAAAGUUAGUGUGUAGAAGUAUGGCGGCAAUAGGUUUAAUUAGCGAAAGCCAUGCAGUAUACGAGUAUUUACGAAGUCUUGGUUGUUGUCAGCGCUGUUGUUUGCGCUAUUUAGGAGAAAGAGAUUCAAACUCAUACAGCUGUGUUGAAGCAACAUUAAUGAAGGCCGGAAUGGAGAAAGAGAGGGAUUGUGAUAGUGGCCCAGAACGAAAAUUUUUUAAAUAUAAUCCAUGCAUAGUUUGCCUUGGACUUCUGCAAGAAGAACUUUCUGUUGAUGAUGUUGUACAGAAGAUUGUUGAUGGUGUCUUAAAAGCUUCAUAUGACUGUGAUAAUUUUACCUGUGCAUUGUCACUGCCUAUCAGUUUUCAACUCCGAGCUCACUCUCUGUGGUUGCAUCUAGUUGACAAGUUUCCAUUGUCUUUUGAGUUACAAGAACUUCGUCAAGAAACUUAUGUGAUAUCACUAAAAGAAGUAUGGAAGUGGACAGUUGCUCCUCUCAUAGCAAAAGCUAUAAAUAAAGAGAUCGAUUCAGGAAUGAAAUCUGAUUUCUUUGUUGGUGUUAAUAUGGUUUAUUCUGGUGAUGAAGAUGAAUGUUCUUGCUUAUUGGAGAUGCAUGCUGAUAUAUUUAUGAUUCGUAAGACCCAGAAACGUAAAUACCAUGGGAAUCUUUACACCCGGAAAGCAGUGGAUUUAGCACUGCAAACUACAGAGGCAGCUCAUUUUAAACAGUUCUUCCCAUCACCACCACCAAUACCAACUUCAUCAGUUACUUUUGACAACAUAACAUGCACACACAAUUCACUAUUUAUUGCAGGUCGCUACAACAAAUUUUCACGAACACUGAGCCAGACACCCUGGGUUAUUGAUGGUGAAAGAAGAAUGGAAUCUUCAGUUCAAGAGAUCAUUUCUGACAGUCUUCAAAAAGCCAGUAGAGCAGAAGGGAUUAAAUUCUCAGCCUCAGGUCGUGAAGACGUGGAUGUCAGAACUCUGGGAAGAGGACGACCAUUUGUCUGUGAGUUGCUGAAUCCUCACAGGAUAAAGUUCACUGCAGAACAGGUGCAGAGUUUGCAGACAGACAUCAACAAGAAUAGCAAAGAAGUCUCUGUUCGUGACUUGCAGAUAAUUCAGAAGGAUCAGCUGAUGAACUUGAAAGCAGGUGAAGAGAGGAAAAUAAAACAUUACUUGGCUCUGUGCAUUUGUUUGGAUGCAAUUAAGCCAGGAUCUCUAGAACAACUUGGUAGCAUUAAGGAUCUCACCUUGAGCCAGAAGACACCAGUCAGGGUACUACAUCGACGACCACUAGCAACUCGCUCAAGAACCGUUCAUUCCAUGAAAGCAUGGCUACUUGAAAACCCAACAAAACUCUGCAAGAAUGAAAAUGUGACCAUGUUCAAAUUGGACAUUAAAACCCAAGCUGGAACUUACAUCAAGGAGUUUGUGCAUGGAGAUUUUGGCCGAACACAACCAAGCCUUGGCCAGUUGCUAGGGGGAGUGUGUGUGGAUAUAUUGGCAUUAGAUGUGCAGGACAUAGAACUGGACUGGCCACCGGUUAUAAACUGUGCUCAAGGAUGAACAAGUAAAAUGGAAGUGUGCAGUGAAGUACAUAGUAUAAAUAAAAUCAAGGUGGACAAAAUGGACAAGAAAAACAGCACAAGGCAGCUACAAGUACUCUUGUACACAAAUGUUUGUCUUAUAUAUAGAAAGCACCAGUUCACAUCUUUCCUAAGCUAGUGAUAAGCUGACUGAAGUGUUUGCACAUUUCUUCAGUCUUUAGGUGAAUGCAGAGAUAAUACCUUGAAAUAUCUCACAAUUUGCUCUGCCCCGGUGUUUUCCAUUUAAGUGUAUAGAGCCAUCCUCUUAUCUCAUUUAGCACUAAAUAUCUAUAGCUGACAUAAUAUUAUUAAAUAAUGUAUUAAUAAAAUGGAUUGGACUGGAUCUUCAGAGCAAAGGAAAUUCUUGACUUCUAUACCUAAGUUGCUUUACCUAGGCAUAACGGGUCAGCUCCUAAUCCAUGAGGCAUUAUAAGGUUCUGGGCCCUUUAAUUGUACAAAAUUUAAAUGGAAAUAAACAUGGUUGUGCAAUUGAAGGAGAGACAGUAUAACUUUCAUCUCAGUCUCCUGGCAUCAUUCAUGGACAUGUGACUUUCAUAAUAAUUUUGUUUGACAAGUUUCUGUGAAAAUCUGACCACUCAGACCUGACAUGCAGACACACAAACAUUCCCUUUUUAUGUGUGUAAGAACUUUGUAUUGAUAUGCACUUAAAGUGCAAGACUAGAGUUUGUCAAACAGAGAGGACUAUGAGCGAUGCCAGUUUAUUGAAGUUUCCAGCAGGUAAAAUUAAAAUUAUAGUAUAAGCUCUUCCUAUUCAUAAAUUAUUUGUCCACUACAGAUGAAGUAUGGUGGCUAACCAAGACUAAAAGUUAUGAAUAAAAGUACAUUUUGAGCCAGAUCAAUUUACCAUUGUUUUGAUACAGAUAAAUUUGUAGUUUUUGAAAGUACGUCCAUUCAUAUCACACUUUUCUAAAUGUGUAUGUAUGUAUCAAUAGCUGUACAAGUUAAAUAUACUUGAAUCCAA
Zootermopsis nevadensis is the source of this 2603-nucleotide messenger RNA. RefSeq names its product Pseudouridine synthase 10 (gene Pus10). Gene Ontology annotation, molecular function: RNA binding; pseudouridine synthase activity. Lineage: Eukaryota; Metazoa; Arthropoda; Insecta; Blattodea; Termopsidae. The record is from RefSeq and is a predicted model, not a curated record. Gene Ontology annotation, biological process: tRNA pseudouridine synthesis.